AUGAGUGGACCCUCCUCGCCUGCAGCCGGCUACAACCUUAAUGGGAACGAGCGCCUUAAUGUAGAAGGAGAUGACGGAUCAAUCCGUUGGACCUUCAAGAACGACUCGUGCGUGGUCAGGGUUGACGUACCAGGUUGUCCAAGAUUACCGGUUCCAGGAGGAAACCCCCACUAUUACGAACUCCAAUCAACCCACGCGCGUUCGACAUAG
Molecule: messenger RNA, 210 nt
Organism: Arabis nemorensis
Lineage: Eukaryota; Viridiplantae; Streptophyta; Magnoliopsida; Brassicales; Brassicaceae
Source: the annotation of a GenBank genome assembly